Molecule: messenger RNA, 1652 nt
Organism: Guillardia theta CCMP2712
Lineage: Eukaryota; Cryptophyceae; Pyrenomonadales; Geminigeraceae
Exons: 4
Coding region: 371-1555 (394 amino acids)
Source: RefSeq, a predicted model, not a curated record
GGCGGUUGGAAUGGGUGAUAUGCACCUGAGUGCGCAAGAGGACAUGCCAGCGUAAGCGAGCAGCUGGUCGGGCGAUGACGCUGAUGGACGUGUGGAUGCCGCGGGCAGUACGAGGAAGCAAUGGCAUGCGCUGAGAAGCCAGCGGUCUCACUACCAUGUGCAUUCUGAUACGACACGGCAGUUAGCAUUCCAUCUGCUCCCCAAGAGAAACCCGGGUGAAGCUGUGUUGCAAGGAUGAUCGCAGCCAAAUACAAGUGAAACCACACAGAUUGAAGUGUAGGUCGCUGCAGAGACACUAUCUUGCCGUAAAGCAACUUGCCAGGUAGAGCUCGCUGACGAUCAGAGGUGUAGGGCAAAACCAUCUCAGAACAUGUGGGGAAACAAGAUCACAAACAAGGAUUUCUUGUUGUUAUGCCUUGUGAGCACACAUCUUCUCUUCAGCUAUGCAGCGAUCUGUGGAGAUGGAGUUGUACAGGGAACUGAGCAGUGCGAUGAUGGAAACACAAUCAGCCAUGACGGAUGCAGCAGUACUUGCAUGAUCGAGGGCAUAGCAGUGCAGACCUGGUACACGAAUUCAUCCUGUGCCGGAGGAAUUGUGAAAGCCCUCGUGCUGAACAACAGAGAGUGGAGGACGCCGACUUCUCCGACUGACUGGCGACAACCAGGACUAUGCUCCAGUGGGAUCGAGUGCAAAUGUCCCGAUGGUUACCCGUCCUGUGCCGAUGGAUCGCUGCCCGAUCGAUGUAUCUGUCAGCAGGUUACCUGCGCUUUGAUCGUCAAGACAUUCACCAUGGAUUGCUUGCCAUAUCCCGCAAACAGCAGCAGCAACGCUGCCUUCUUCCACAUGACCCUCUGUCACUCCUCCUUCCCCAACUUCUCCUUCACCGAUCAGAGGUCUGUGUCUGGCUCCUUCCUCAUAUCAAAGGGAUGGAGGCUAACCUCCUCCUCCUCCUACACGGGUUCCGUCAAGGCGGAUAUCAGUGCUUGGGAGCUCACAAGGGCUCGCGCAAUCGCGAGCUCCCUACCAGAUGUUUGGCAUGUGUGGGCUGCGAGGACGUGCUUGCCCUCUCAGAACAAUCUCAUGCCCGAGGGCCCUGCCAGCUCUGCUUUCUUUGAAUACCAUGACACUAUCCGUCAAAGGGCCAGGAUGCAAUGCACUGAUAUGACAUGCACCAACUGCGAUCUCAACGUCUAUGUCGCUCAGUAUGCUUGCAACCAUUCACUCACAUGUCAGGUCCUCUCUCCUGGCUCUUGCAAAGUUUGUACAGGAGGAGUUGCAGAUACCAAACUAGAAGGUUUCGCGAUAUGGCCCGGCCCGCCAGCACCUUUGCCAUACAAGUGUGCUCCUUGCUCUCAAGCUCCGAGCAACUACUUCUACAAGGACACCGAGUGUCGAGCUGGUCAAGGGUGCGGCGCGUGCGGUCUCGACCUUCCGACAUGGCCGGUGGUGUUCUGGCCAGGGAUGGCGUGCGGUGCAUGCGGACAGCAAGAUGCUCCUGCGACAGCAUGCGGAAACCCAAGGGAGGGAGGGAAACCUUACACGUGGAUCAACUAGAAAACCUCAACGUGUUUAAAAGCUCGCACAAGAUAUGCUUACACACAUUUGUUCGCAUCGAACACCGGAAAUAGCAAUACAAGGGUCUGUCAUCUCU